AUUGGAUAUUACUAACGUGUGCCUAACCCAAAGUUUGUGUUAUUUCACAAACUUUAAUUCAAUAUAUUUAAAACAAAAAAACAAAUUAAUUUUUCUUUUGAUAACUUAAUGAAUACUGACGAGAGAGACGCAAAUUUAAGAGAGAAUGACGAUCGUUCCCACUUCGUAGCUGUGACGACGAUAUCUGACUCGCAGGCGAUUCGUAGUGUUGAUUUCCAUCCAGAUGGCAAACUCUACGCCGUGGGUUCAAAUUCGAAGACAUUUCGAAUUUGCCAGUAUCCACAACUCUCCAAGCUAAGACAAGAUCAACAGACUUAUCCGCCCUCGGUGUUGUGCAAACGGACAAAACACCACAGAGGCUCCAUUUAUUGUACUUGCUGGUCUGCGGAUGGCGAACUCGUUGCCACUGGGUCCAAUGACAAAACUAUCAAGUACAUGCGCUUCAAUAAAGACACCAAUCAGCUGGUGGGCCAUGAGGUCGAACUUAAUAUGCACGAUGGCACUGUGAGAGACAUGUGUUUUCUCAAUAACUCAUCGACGAAAUCACGGUUAUUGGUCAGUGGUGGAGCAGGCGAUUGUAAGAUCUACGUCACCGAUUGUUUGACGGGAAUGCCCUUCCAAGUGUUUAGUGGUCACACUGGACACAUUUCAUCGCUUUACAGCUGGAACAAUGCCAUGUUCGUAUCGGGAUCCCAGGAUCAAACGAUACGGUUUUGGGAUCUCCGAGUGAACGUUGCGGUCAACUCAUUCGACAAUGAGUACAAGGGGGGAGCACUGCAAAAUUCUCCAGUAACAGCUGUUUGUGUGGAUCCAACAGGACGACUUCUUGUCUCAGGACACGCAGAUAGCGCUUGCCUUCUCUAUGAUAUACGUGGUAAUAGGAUUAUACAGCGUUUCUAUCCACACGAUGCUGAGAUCAGAUGCGUUCGAUUCUCGCCUUCGGCUUACUAUAUGCUCACAUGUAGUUACGACAACACUAUCAAGCUGACCGAUUUACAGGGGGAUCUGGCAAACGAUCUCGCGUCAGUGGUUGUGGCAAGGCAUAAAGACAAGGCGAUCACAAUCAGAUGGCAUCCGACCGAUUUUUCGUUUAUUUCAACGUCUGCGGACAAAACAGCGACAUUAUGGGCUCUACCUCCUUCUUAAUGUUUAGAUUGAUAAAUCUUUAUUAAUGCCUAUCUUCGGCAUAUAACGGAUACGGACAAAACAAAACAUGUUGGGAUUUUAUACUAUACAUUUUUAUUUUAUAAAAGAUUUUUAUAGUAGUAAUAAUAUUUAUUCUAGUAAUUUAAAUUGGGAAAUGAGAACAAAGACCUAUAACUUUUAUACUCGUCACU
Drosophila albomicans is the source of this 1337-nucleotide messenger RNA. Its product is annotated as WD repeat-containing protein 47. Gene Ontology annotation, molecular function: protein binding. The record is from RefSeq and is a predicted model, not a curated record. NCBI's taxonomy places the organism in Eukaryota, Metazoa, Arthropoda, Insecta, Diptera, Drosophilidae. The transcript has 5 exons. Bases 109 to 1146 code for a protein of 345 amino acids.